AAUGGAACUACAGCUUUACUUUACACUGCAUAUAAUACCUCACUUCUGUUGAACCGAAUUUGCUUUAAAUUAAAAAAAGCAAUUAGUUUUAAGUCGUUCUUUUUUUAGGUUCGAACCUAAAGCAGGUUUAAUAAGAGCGAGGGGAAAGCGGUUGAUGUUUGCAGGUAGUUGAAGUGCAGCGUGUGACAGGAUGUACCAUGCAGACGGAGCCACCACACUCAGGCCUCGCUAUGGAUCCAUUGUGGACGAUGAGAGGCUCACUGCAGAGGAAAUGGAUGAGAGGAGGCGGCAAAACAUCGCCUAUGAAUAUCUCUGUCACCUAGAGGAGGCCAAACAGUGGAUUGAGGCCUGUCUAGAGGAGGAACUUCCUUCCACCACAGAGCUCGAAGGGGGUCUGAGGAACGGCGUGUACCUCGGCAAACUUGCCAAGUUCUUCGCCCCCAAAAUGGUCUCUGACAAGAAGAUCUAUGAUCGGGACCAGGCUCGUUACAAGCGCACAGGGCUACACUUCAGACAUACGGACAACACAGUUCAGUGGCUCAGAGCUAUGGAGUCUAUAGGUCUACCAAAGAUAUUCUAUCCUGAAACAACUGACGUGUAUGAUCGCAAGAACAUGCCCAAGGUGAUCUACUGCAUUCAUGCACUCAGUUUAUACCUCUAUAAGUUGGGGAUUGCGCCCCAGAUCCAGGAUUUGCUCGGGAAAGUGGACUUCACAGAGGAGGAGAUCAGUAACAUGCGGAAAGAACUGGAGAAGUAUGGAAUACAGAUGCCGACCUUCAGCAAGAUUGGUGGCAUCCUGGCAAACGAACUGUCAGUGGAUGAAGCUGCGUUGCAUGCCGCUGUAAUAGCCAUUAACGAAGCUGUCGACAAGGGCCAGGCUGAGGCCACUUUUUCAGCUCUGAGGAACCCCAAUGCCAUGCUGAGGAACAUCCAGGGGAAUCUGGCUCAGGGCUACCAGGAUACUCUUAUCACAUCCAAGAAGAGAAAAGAGAUCCAAGCUUCUGGACGUCGCUCCUCCAUUGCGACUGAAGAGAGAGAUGUGUAUGAGGAGUUACUGACCCAGCAGGAGAUCCAAAACAGUUUGGACUUGGUUAACAUAUUUGCAGCUGUACAGCUGGUGGACCAAGCUAUUGAUGCCCAGGAUGAGAAGGCACUUCUCAAUGCCCUUAGACUACCUGCUCUAGGCAUGCUUAGCAUCUCAGAGGCCAACUCUCAGUGGUACCUGGAGCACUUUACAUCUUACAGAGAGCACAAAGCUAAGGAUGUUGGUGGUGCAGUUCAGCUGGAUAGGGAGGAGAUUCAGAGAGCCGUCAACACUUGCAAUGACUACGCUGAGGCAGAGAGACGAAAGCAGGAAUCUGUUGCUUCAAUCAACGCAGCCAUCCGUCUUGCUAUCCCAGAAAAGACAGUAGAGGAGCUUCAGAACCCUGAGGCCCAGCUGCCUCUGGUCUACCCUACUGCUGCCAACCUGUACCAGUCUGAACUCUCCAGCCUACAAAACAGCUCAAAGGCUGGUCUGAGCCACGAGGAGCUUUGUGUCUCUGUUGAGAUGCUGUCUGCAGUAGCUGUCUUAAACGAAUUGCUGGACACGAAGGAUUCUGUGGCCGUCAGUGAGCAACUAUCUGAUUCUCCACUCGGAUUCAGCAACAUCGACCAUGAGAAUCUGCAGCGGUAUUCUGACACUUUAAUAAAGCUCAGAGCAGAGUCUGUAGCUCAGGGACAGGAGUUUCUCACCUGGAAUGAUGUACAGAAGUGCAUUGACACUGUGAACUUUCAGGUUCAUGAAGAAAAUGAAAGAGUCAUUGCCAUUGCAGAAAUUAAUGAAGCCCUGAACUCAGGAGAUCCAGACAAGACUCUUUCAGCUUUGCUUUUACCUACAGCCAAACUACAGGGAGUAAAUCCAGCCACAGCCAAACACUACCAUGAUCUGCUGCUGCACACCAAAGAUCUUAUCUGCAAGAGAUCAGGAGAUGAAUCUGCUGUCCUGUGGCUGGAUCAGAUCCAAGAGGCAAUUUAUUCUGCCAAUGAAGACCAGGAGGAUUCUCAUAAAAUGGCCGAGGCGGUGGCGGAUAUUAACCGAGCAGUAGCAGCAGGAGAUGAGGAGGAAACUCUGGCUGCCCUGCAGAGUCCAUGUGCAGCACUCAGAGGGGUGCUGGCUGAAUGUGCGAACGUAUAUCAGACUGAAUUAGGUCAGCUGCAAACUCAACACACACAGCAAGGUAACAAUGGUAGUUUUUGGGUGAAGCACAGAAUCAAGGACAAAUACGACUAUUUCUACAAUGUGGAAACCAAAGAGGGAAUGUGGAUGGAACCUGAGGAUUUUGUGCAUGACAGUACACAGCUCACAAGAGAAGAGAUUCAGAGUGUUGUGAGCAGGAUUACAGCAGAGUACAGCCGGGAACAGCUGUGGAUGGCCAAUGAGCUACUCGUCAUAAAGCUGCAGGCUCAGAUCCGUGGAUAUCUGGUCAGGCAAGCUUACAAUGAAAGAUUGGAGUAUUUUAGGAGAAAUGAGCCAAGUGUAGUUAGACUCCAGGCAUCGUGGAAGGGCUACAAACAAAAGAAAGUCUACAGAGACAGACUACAUACAUUACAAAACAACGUACAGAAUAUCGUCAAGUUACAGUCUUUCGUGAAAAUGUGGAGAACCAGGCAAGCUUACAGGAAGAGACUGCAGUAUUUUAAAGACCAUGAAAAAGAGAUUAUAACGAUUCAGGCUUUUCUGAAAGCAAACAAAGCCAGAGAUGAUUACAAAACCCUCACGGGUGCUCAGGACCCUCCACUCUCGGUGGUGCGUAAGUUCGCUCAUCUCCUGGAACAGAGCAACCUCGACCUGCAGGAAGAGCUGGACGUGACACGGCUCAGAGAGGAAGUGGUAACUAAGAUUCGUGACAAUCAGCAAAUGGAGAAAGACUUGAACCUGAUGGACAUUAAGAUCGGCCUGUUGGUUAAGAAUAGAAUUACUCUUCAGGACGUGGUGUCACUGAGUAAAAAGAUGAAAACCAAAAAGAACAAAAUGACGGGAGAGGAUCUGAUCGUAGUAGACAAACAGGGCAUCAAAGGCCUGAGCAAAGAGAAGAGAGGCAGACUGGAGGCAUACCAGCACCUCUUCUACCUUUUACAGACAAAUCCAUCAUAUUUGGCCAAGCUCAUUUUCCAGAUGCCUCAGAACAAGUCCACUAAGUUUAUGGACACUGUGAUCUUUACACUGUAUAACUACGCUUCCAACCAGCGUGAGGAGUACCUGCUUCUCAAACUGUUUGAAUCUGCUCUCAAAGAAGAGAUAAAGUCAAAGGUGGACCAGAUUCAGGAUAUCGUGACUGGAAAUCCUACAGUCAUUAAGAUGGUGGUGAGCUUUAACAGAGGGGCUCGGGGUCAGAACGCUCUGAGGCAGCUCCUCUCGCCGGUGGUGAAAGACAUUAUUGCGGAUAAGAGCCUGGGCAUAAACACCAACCCCAUAGACAUCUACAAGGCCUGGGUCAACCAGGUAGAGUCGGCUUCUGGAGAGGCCAGUAAGCUGCCAUAUGAGGUAACAGUGGAACAGGCUCUGUCUCAUGAAGAAGUCAGGACUAGACUGGAAUCAUCCAAUCAAACACUGCGCACCGUCACAGACAAAGUGCUCAGCUCCAUCAUGUCAUCAUUAGACACGAUCCCCUAUGGCAUGAGGUACAUGGCUAAGGUACUGAAGGAUACACUUCAUGAGAAAUUCCCCGAUUCAUCUGAUGAUGAUCUACUAAAGAUUGUUGGAAACCUGCUUUAUUACCGGUACAUGAAUCCGGCUAUCGUGGCUCCAGACGGGUUCGACAUCAUAGACAUGACGGCAGGAGGGCAGCUGCAUUCAGAACAGAGGAGGAAUUUGGGCUCUGUGGCGAAGAUGCUGCAGCACGCCGCCGCCAACAAACUGUUUGAGGGCGAGAGUGACCAUCUCACACCCAUGAACAACUACAUCUCCUCUACCUAUCAGAAAUUCAAAGCAUUCUUCCAGGCUGCCUGUGAUGUCCCAGCUCCAGAAGAGAAGUUUAACGUGGAUGAGUAUUCUGAUAUGGUGACACUCAGCAAACCAGUCAUCUAUAUCUCUGUAGAGGAGAUCAUCAACACUCAUUCACUUGUGUUGGAGCAUAAGGAGGCCAUUGCACCAGAGAGUAAUGAUCUACUGCAUGAGCUCCUGGAUGACCUGGGAGAUGUUCCUGACCUGGAAUUACUUGUGGGUGAAGGUGCUGUGGAUCCAAAAGAUCCCAACAAAGAGAACACACUGAGUCAGCUGGCCAAAACUGAGAUCUCCCUCACACUCACCAACAAGUUUGAGCUGAUGGAUGGUGAUGACAUAAACAUGAAGGGACUGCUGACGAAAACAAAGAAACUGAUAGUGGAUGUGGUCAGAAUCCAGCCUGGAGAUACACUCAUAGAUAUUUUAGAGACUUCAGCCACCCCUCAACAGGAGUUGGAGCAUGCCAAACUGGUAGAGCGGCGGACGGCGCAGGAUGCUACCGCUCCCGAAGGACUUAAGAGCAGCCAGGCCGCGCUGGAGGACACGCAGCUGCCUCUGGAGCAGAAAAAACGCAAGAUCAUUAGGAAUCUGCGCACUUUAGAACAGGCUGGCUUGGUCAACUCCUCCAACAAGUACCAGCAGCUUAUUAAUGACAUCUCUAAGGACAUUCGCUACCAGAGGCGCUACAGGCAAAGGAGGAAAGCCGAACUGGUAAAGCUCCAACAGACCCUAAAUGCCCUCAACUCUAAGGCAGCUUUCUACCAGGACCAAAUCAACUACUAUGACACCUACAUCAAAACCUGCCUUGACAACCUCAACAGAAAGAACUCUCGCCGAUCAAUCAAACUAGACCGAAAGGAAGAAGGUAAAGCAAGUAAGAAGUCCAAACAGCAGUCUUUGAAGUACACUGGUGCCAGGCUUCAUGAGAAAGGAGUCAUUCUGGAGAUUGAAGGCCUCCAGACCAAUCAGCUGAAAAAUGUCAUGUUCGACAUCGCACCCUGUGAGGAAGUUGGCGACUUCGAGAUAAAAGCCAAAUUUUUGGGAGUUGAAAUGGAAAAGUUUCAACUCCAUUUCCAGGAUCUGCUGCAGUUACAGUAUGACGGAGUUGCUGUCAUGAAAAUGUUUGACAAAGCCAAAGUCAACGUCAACCUCUUGAUUUUCCUACUGAACAAGAAGUUUUACGGAAAGUGAUUUGACACCUUUGAUGAGACAACACGGGAUUAUGAACUAUCUGAGCUGUUUUUUUGGGAUAAUGUUGAUUGAUUUAAUGCACAAUAUGAGAAAAAGCCUUUGGUUUAAGCCAUUAUAUAUAAGCAAAAAGCAACAGAAACAGAACAUUUAAAGGCAGUUGUUCUUGGGAUUGGGUAUUUAAUAAUAAGCUACAUUAACAUGAAUUGAAACGUUCUGGCUGUGCAUUUCCGCAGUUACCAUACUCUGGUAUGAAUCAGAACCGUAAUGAAAUUGUACCUGGAAGUUUAGCAGAACUUUUCUGAUCAAUCACCUGACUGACAAAUCUAAAAUCUAUUUUUAAAGGUAUUAUAAUUAUAGUAUAUAUAUUUUAUAUGUAGGUAGUAUGUUUGUGAAGUACUGUUUUAUAUCAUGUAAAAAUAUGGAAAAUAAGUUUUUAAAUUAAUUUUACAAUGCACUACUGCCUCAUGCUUCUAGAAGAUUCUAUAAGAGAAGCCAAAAAAAGGGAAAACCAGACAAAUCUGAAUGUGGUGCCUUCUAAUUCUCAGUGAUCAAGCUGUGUGCCUUUUAUGAAUGAUCUGAUUUGGUAGAGCUCCUAAUAUGAUGCGCUGUCAGUGUGACUGUUUCUCGGAAAUUAAUAAACCACCAGGUAUCUU
Molecule: messenger RNA, 5829 nt
Organism: Trichomycterus rosablanca
Lineage: Eukaryota; Metazoa; Chordata; Actinopteri; Siluriformes; Trichomycteridae
Gene: iqgap2
Product: IQ motif containing GTPase activating protein 2
Exons: 38
Coding region: 191-5176 (1661 amino acids)
Biological process (GO): regulation of GTPase activity; mitotic actomyosin contractile ring assembly actin filament organization
Cellular component (GO): cell cortex
Molecular function (GO): GTPase activator activity; actin filament binding; calmodulin binding
Source: RefSeq, a predicted model, not a curated record